Humulus lupulus (European hop) is the source of this 2163-nucleotide messenger RNA. RefSeq names its product zeatin O-glucosyltransferase-like. The record is from RefSeq and is a predicted model, not a curated record. Gene Ontology annotation, molecular function: UDP-glycosyltransferase activity. The coding region runs from base 178 to 1608 and encodes 476 amino acids. The transcript has 3 exons. NCBI's taxonomy places the organism in Eukaryota, Viridiplantae, Streptophyta, Magnoliopsida, Rosales, Cannabaceae.
ACGAUAUAAUCACAUACGUUGCAACAACGAAUAGUCUAUCACUCAUAACCACGCUCGGCGUUCCAAUAGUCUAUCAGUUUUGUCUGCAAGCACUAUAUUAUUUUUAUAUCUAUAUAGCAGUCUAUCGUAGAUUUAAGCUGAAAGAAGGAAAAGAAAAAUCUUAAGCAAGUUCCAUCAAUGGCGACUUCUGAAGAUCAGCUGUCAUCAGUUAUAGUGUUAAUGGUACCAUUGCCAGCUCAAAGCCACCUCAACCAACUGCUUCAGCUCUCCCAUGUCGUCUCCUCAUACAACAUCCCAGUCCACUACGUUAGCUCAGCUCUUCACAACUCCCAGGUCAAGUCUCGAGCUCCAAACCCUCUUCACCACUUAGCCAAAAUCCAUUUUCAUGACUUCCCAACUCCACACUUUGUCUCUCCUCAGCCCACCAAGACUGCUAGCAACUUCCCUGUACAUCUCAUGCCUGCACUUGAAGCUUCUGUUCACCUUCGCCAGCCCUUCUCAGAUCUCCUCGCUAGGCUCUCAACGACAGCCAAAAGAGUUGUUGUUAUUCAUGAUUCCAUGAUGAGCUAUGUCGUUCAAGACACUGCUUCUCUAGCACACAACUCGGAAACUUACGUUUUCCAUUGUAUCUCUGCUAUUUCUAGAGUUUCCUUCCUCCGAGACGCCGUGGGAGGAGGCUUGGAGAUUGGUCAUGAGCUGAUAAAUCAGGCCAAGAUUCCUUCUUGGGAAGGAUUUUUAGAUCCGAGGUUCGACGCUUUCGCAGAUAAACAAGUUCCGUUUAUGAAAGCCAACAAAUCUGGUCAUCUUUACAACGCUUGUAGGCUUAUUGAAAGUGAGUUUCUUGAUUUCAUUUUCGAGAAAGAGCUCGAAAGUGAUCAUAACAUGAAGCUUUGGGCAAUUGGGCCUUUAGAUUCUGUAACAAUCUUCAAGAAAAACUCACUCAACUCCAGCGAUGGCAAUUCAGAGAAAGUUUAUUACUUAGAGUGGCUUGAAAAACAGAAACCUAACUCUGUUUUGUACAUCUCUUUUGGAACCACAACUUUCUUGGAAGACAGACAGAUUGAAGAAAUAGCAAUUGGGUUGGACAAAAGUGAAGUCAAAUUCAUCUGGGUUUUGAGAGAUGCAGACAGAGGAGACAUUUUUGGUGAUGAACAGAAAGUUAGAGGACCUCAGCUUCCAAAAUGGUUCGAAGAAAGAGUGGAAGGAAAGGGAAUGGUGGUGAGGGAAUGGGUGCCCCAGUUGGAGAUUUUGGGGCACCCAUCAACAGGUGGGUUCAUGAGUCAUUGUGGGUGGAACUCAUGCAUGGAGAGUAUGAGCCUGGGAGUGCCCUUGAUAGCUUGGCCGAUGCACUCAGAUCAGCCCAUGAAUGCUGCUUUUGUCACUGAGUUUGUUAAAGUUGGUUUGGCUGUUGGGGAAUUGGGAAACAGAGAUGAGCUAGUGAAUUCAUCUACGAUUGAGAAAGUUGUGAAGAAAUUAAUGAGUUCUGAUGAAGGAGAUGAGAUUAGGAAAAGAGCUAAGGAAUUGGGUGAUGAGUUGAGAAAGGCUACUGCUGAAGGAGGAGUUUCUCGGAUGGAAAUGGAUUCACUCAUUUCUCACAUCACUAGAUAGUUUUGGCUUAAUAAUUAAUACUAUUUCGCUGUGUUCUAUGCCUCUGGUGCGUUGACAUGAUUGUAUUAUGAUAUUGAUCCCAUUUCCAUGGAAGCUUUAAACUUGUCUUAGCUAAAAUAGUAAGAAGCAAGUUUUUGGGUGUUUUGUCUAACAAUGGUCACUGCAGCAUCUUCACUAAAAUAUAUCACUAUUUCAGGUUCAACCUCUCCUCUAUGUGCUUGGCUUUUUGAUAAUCCACUGGAGCAAUCUACCAUGCUCCUCUGUUUGAGCUCUCCAACCUAGCUAAUUCUUCACUUGCAACAAACAAGUAUUGCUAUAUGUACACUGAAAAAAUAAGUGCUGAAUAUCUUCAUUGUACUCACCACACAAUAAACAUGAUUGAUCCAUGUGUGGAUUGUAUUUGCGGAUAUAUAAUCGGGUACGAAGCUUCUGUAGCAUCACUAGCCAUAAAAUGAACAGGUGUUUGGGAAUGCUAAGCCUCUCCCAAACAACAUUCCCCCAAUGUACUUUGAACGGGUGAGCAAAUAGAAUUUCAUGCCCUGCUUUAAUAGUGUA